This is a messenger RNA of Talaromyces atroroseus, 1296 nucleotides long. Its product is annotated as Diphthamide biosynthesis protein 1. Gene Ontology annotation, molecular function: 2-(3-amino-3-carboxypropyl)histidine synthase activity. The record is from RefSeq and is a predicted model, not a curated record. NCBI's taxonomy places the organism in Eukaryota, Fungi, Ascomycota, Eurotiomycetes, Eurotiales, Trichocomaceae. Gene Ontology annotation, biological process: protein histidyl modification to diphthamide. The transcript has 2 exons. The coding region runs from base 1 to 1296 and encodes 431 amino acids.
AUGGAAGACGAAACUCCCGCGGCGACGCCCCGCACUUCAACCCGGCAGCCCAAGAAAAGAUUCGUGGGUAGACGUACAGCAGAUGCGCAGGCACUCACUGAAUCUUCAGGCAAUACCGACACGAGCAUGCAAAAAGCCGCCGCUCGAAGGCCACCUCGCACCCUGAAUCGUGUCCCUCCAGAGAUUUCCGAGAAUCCAGAUAUCCUAGCAGCCAUUGAGCUUCUGCCCAAAAACUACUCCUUUGAAAUCCCCAAGACCAUCCACCGAAUCCGCUCAUUGGGCGCCAAGCGAGUCGCAUUACAAUUCCCCGAGGGCCUGCUCCUCUUCGCAACGACAAUAUCCGACAUCCUAACCGAAUUCUGCGACGGCAUCGAAACCCUAAUCAUGGGCGAUGUCACCUACGGCGCUUGCUGUAUCGACGACUACACAGCGCGCGCACUAGGCUGCGAUCUCCUCGUCCAUUACGCGCAUAGCUGCCUGAUCCCCGUGGACGUCACAACCAUCAAAACCCUCUAUAUAUUCGUCGAUAUCAGCAUCGACACCUCCCACCUCAUCGCAACGCUCGAGCGCAACUUCCAACCAGGCAAAACCAUAGCCACCGUCGGCACAAUCCAGUUCAACGCGACACUCCACGGCCUCAAACCGGUGCUCGAACGGGCAGGCUUCAAGGUAAUAAUCCCGCAGAUAAUGCCCUUAUCAAAGGGCGAAAUCCUAGGCUGCACCUCGCCUCAGCUAUCCGAGCACGAAAUCGACGCUCUCCUCUACCUUGGCGAUGGCCGCUUCCAUCUCGAAUCAGCAAUGAUCCACAACCCCAAAAUCCCCGCAUACCGCUACGACCCAUACUCUCGAGUCCUCUCGCGCGAGACAUACGAGCACGAAGAAAUGCACACCCUGCGCCGCGACGCCAUUCAAACCGCGAAAAACGCGAAGAAAUGGGGCAUCAUCCUCGGCUCGCUCGGCCGGCAGGGCAACCCGCACACCAUGGCCAUGAUAGAAAAGCAUCUACAAGACCAAAACAUACCAUUCGUAAACCUGCUUCUGAGCGAGAUUUUCCCCGGGAAACUCGCUUCCAUGUCGGAUGUUGAGUGUUGGGUGCAGGUGGCUUGUCCGCGGUUGAGUAUUGAUUGGGGGUAUGCGUUUCCGCGUCCUUUGCUUACCCCGUACGAGGCCCUGGUGGCUUUGGGGAGUAGGGAGGAUUGGGAUAGGGCUAAUAAUGGCGUUUAUCCGAUGGACUUUUAUGCUAAGGAUGGUCUUGGGCGGACGCGUGCGGAGCAGGUCUCCUCUAUACGUGCAUAG